Molecule: messenger RNA, 1568 nt
Organism: Conger conger (European conger)
Lineage: Eukaryota; Metazoa; Chordata; Actinopteri; Anguilliformes; Congridae
Product: ADP-ribosylation factor-like protein 6-interacting protein 1
Exons: 6
Coding region: 134-745 (203 amino acids)
Source: RefSeq, a predicted model, not a curated record
ACAACGAACUUGGUGGUCAGUGUGCGAAUUGCGGGCAACGAGAUAAGAGGCGAAGAGGGGUAUUUGCUGCUCUCUUGGGCCGUUGUAAAUAUUGGAAAGGAAAAACAGAAUAAGACAACAUAGCUAAGCAGCUAUGGCAGAAGGCGAUAACAAAAGCACAAAUUUGUAUGCCCAGGAGACGGCCCAGCUGGAGGAGCAGCUGCAGGGCUGGGGCGAGGUGAUCCUGGCCGGAGAUCAGGUCCUGCGCUGGGAGAAACCCUGGUUCCCUGCGGCCGUGAUUGGAGCCACAACCCUGCUGUUCAUGUUGAUCUAUUACCUGGACCCGUCAGUGCUGACCGGGGUCUCCUGUGCUGUGAUGAUUCUCUGCCUGGCGGAUUACCUGGUGCCCACCCUCGCCCCCAGAGUGUUUGGUUCCAACAAGUGGACCACAGAGCAGCAGCAACGUUUCCAUGAGAUCUGUGGCAACCUGGUGAAGUCCCAGCACAGCGUGGGCGGCUGGUGGAAACGCCUCUUCACUCUCAAGGAGGAGAAACCCAAAAUGUACUUCCUGUCAGUGAUCAGCAGUCUGCUCGUGGUGGCCUGGAUUGGGCAACAAGUGCACAACUUGUUCCUGACCUACCUGAUCGUGAGCUUCCUCCUCUUGUUGCCCGGACUGAAUCAGCACGGCAUCAUUACCAAGUACAUGGGCAUGGCCAAGAGGGAGAUCAACAAGCUUCUCAAACAGAAGGAGAAGAAGAACGAGUGAAGAGGAACGGAGAACGAGAGUCCCCUCACACGACCCACCACGGAUGGAACCACUUGCCACAGCUCCCUCUCACCUGUCAAAAACCCCAGCCCUUCCAUCCGUCACAACCCCCCCCCUAUCAAUUGUCGCCCUACCUCUUUAAUCACAAAUCCCUGAAUACCUCCCCUGCUCCUGUUACAGAUCCCUGCCCCAGAUCCCUGCCCCAUCCUCGCCAAGGGUGCAAGCUCCGCAUGCUCACGUAGUUUCCCUUCAUCAAAAAAUACCAUUAGCAAUCUCAGAACAAUCACCCACAUGCACACACACACGCCUUCAGUCCCUAAAGCUUCACUGCUGUCUGUUACUCGAUUUACUUUGGUGGCAGUUAUCUAGAGUGAUGCUGAAUGCAGCAGCAGGGGCAUCUACUGUCCUGUAUGUUUGAUUUGGCUGGGACUGAAAAGCGACUUGGAGCUUUCUGUCCCGUCGGCAGUUUCUCCCCCCCCCCAUUGCACUGAGACUCAAAACUGGACGCAAGAACGAAACCCGUCUCCAGAGGCACCAGGCGUGCCCGGGCGAGAGAGCCUACUACUGUACAGCCAGGACGGCCAGGUCAUCGGACCCGGCGCUGGAACCCCGUCAAAGCCCUACUGAUCCCCCACACCCCAGAACCCCUCUCCUGCUGUCUGGGCCAUGUUUGUACAUACGGCUGUCCCUUUUCCGCUCUUUACUCCUCUCUGCGCGUUAACAUGGGCUAUGUUACACGCAGCCUCUCCUCUGUCCUCUCAUUUCACCUUUCAUUUACUAUCUUCUGUAUCUAAGUAAUAAAGUCUGUCUUUAAAAACAGAAA